Messenger RNA from Dioszegia hungarica, 669 nucleotides. RefSeq lists its product as uncharacterized. The record is from RefSeq and is a predicted model, not a curated record. Lineage: Eukaryota; Fungi; Basidiomycota; Tremellomycetes; Tremellales; Bulleribasidiaceae. Bases 1 to 669 code for a protein of 222 amino acids. The transcript has a single exon.
AUGUCCCAUACAGCUGCCACCUCGAAGUACGGUCUCUCCACCAUCCCAUACGAACAUCCUUCUCUUGCUGCCAAAGCUCAUUACAUGGCCACCGCACACUCGACAGAUACCUACAAGAUCCUGGACAGCCUAAGUAUGAUCUGUGCCUGUUACAAAUCGGCACCUCCUCAUGUGAAGGCGAAGUUGAGGACAUACAUUGCGGAACACAUGAGUUUAUGGGAGACUUUGGAGGGGCACAACGAAGGGCUCGACAAGACAAUGUCGGGGUACGUCAAGUACAGGACUUGGCUGAGCGAGUCUGUGUGCAGCCAAUGUGCGGGCGCGGACUUCAUGAAGGCCAUCUUCAACCAACUUGCGGACGAGACACAGGCGCUGCGGGAUGCUUCAAAGGCCAGAAAGACCGCUUUCACCACCGUCGAGCAGUGCUUCCAGGACUGGCAAAGUGUGCACCAGCAGAGCGGCCGUUGGCGUGAUGGCCGGUGUCAAAUUGACAUAUACGAGGAGCAGCCUCCUGAACUGGAUCUCCUGGACGGCGACCGAUCCCUCUUUUUCGACUUCCCUCGGGCUGUCAAGAUUCUGGGUCAGUGUAUGGCGCUGGCGAGUGACGAUCGCCUAUGUGACUUCUGCCAGCAGACCGCGAGUCGGAGGGGUAGGGGUAGAUAUUCGUAA